This is a messenger RNA of Microplitis mediator, 3712 nucleotides long. It is a transcript of the gene capt, whose product is annotated as adenylyl cyclase-associated protein 1. The coding region runs from base 16 to 3624 and encodes 1202 amino acids. The record is from RefSeq and is a predicted model, not a curated record. Gene Ontology annotation, biological process: cell morphogenesis; regulation of adenylate cyclase activity; cytoskeleton organization. Gene Ontology annotation, cellular component: cytoplasm. Gene Ontology annotation, molecular function: adenylate cyclase binding; actin binding. Lineage: Eukaryota; Metazoa; Arthropoda; Insecta; Hymenoptera; Braconidae. The transcript has 9 exons.
UAUAAAUAAAUAAAUAUGUUUUCCUGCUGUGCAUGCAAGUCAAAAAAAACUAAAAGUAGCAACGGUGAUAGUAGUGAAGAAAGUGCUGACGGUUCUGAAGAAGUCGACUCUAUAAAAAUAGAAUUGCCAUUAGAUAAUAAAAAUUCAAAUUCAAAUUCAAAUUCAAAUUUAAACGAACAAAGCUCAAAUAUCGUUAACGAAAAUAUCGAACAGUUGAACGGUAAUCACGUCAGCAAUAAUGAUAAUGAAUUAGAAGAAGAAGAAGAAGAAAGUAUCGAUGUUAUUUACGAAGUUAUUAAGCCUAAAGUUAGACCUGUAAGUGAUGAAAAGCCGAAACCGGAAGCUGAUAAGGAAAGUUCUGGUGUUAAUGAGGCUACUGAUGCUCCAGUAACUGAUGAUAAUCACAAAGCAGAACUAGAACCGGAUGAUAUUGAUGUUAAUUCAGAGGAGUUUAUGAACGAAGUUAAAGAAAUUUCCCGUGAAAUAAUCCGCGAUGUCGAGGAACGGUCACUGAUUAUAGUCAAUGAGGCUCAUCGUGUUUUGGUUAAUACUAGAGAUAUUGAUGACAAUUUAGAACAAGGAGUUGAAAAUAAUUCGGUAGAUAAUGAAAUUAAUUUAAUAGAUAAAAAAGAUAUUGAUAUUGAUGUAGAUGUUAUUGAUAAAGAUUAUUUAGGAGAUAAAGUUAUUGAUAUUAAAGAUGAUUUAGUUGAAGUAAUAAAAGAUGUAGCUGUAGAAUUAAGUAGCGAAGUUGAGGAAAAUCAGUCUGAUAUUAGCAAUCAUGAGGAUAAUUCAAUAACGACUGUUAAAGAAAUCGAAGUUAAUUUAACGGAUAUUAUUAAUGAAGAUAAUAUAUUAGAAGUUAAGAGUAUUAGUAAAGAGGGGGGUGAUUAUAAAUUUAAAAGUAAUGAAGAGUCUGCUGGAAUUCAUUUUAACGAAACAACGAAUGCCAAAGAAAGUUUUCCUGUAGCUGAUAGUAAUGAUAAUGAUAAUGGUAGAGUAGUUGAUAAAGUGAGCAUACAUACACCGGAAAUAAUAGAUCAUGUUAGAAAAAUAUCAAACGAAUUGAUAAACGAAGUCGAAGUUGAAGUGAUCGAUGAAGUGAAGAAAAUAUCCUCGGAAAUAAUUGAUCAGGUGGAGGAAAAUAUCACGGAUAUGAUAACUGUCGUUGAGGAAAAUUUAAUGGAAAUUAGCAAGGAGAUUGAGGAAAAUUUGUCGAAAAUUAGAAAACAUUCAAAGGACAAACCUAUUGAAGAUAUUUCUGGGUUGUCUUUGAUCAAAAGUGAAGAAGAGUAUUUAGAUUUUUCUUUGAUUAAAAGUGACCAAGUUGAAAGUUCUGGUUUGCCUUCGACUGAAAGUGAAGAAGUUGAAAAGUUGGACUUCUCUUUGAUGACAAGUGAAGCGGAAGAUUCGGGUCCUUCGAUUAAAAGUCAAGAAGAAAAAUUGGACUUUUCUUUGAUGAAAAGUGAGCAAGUUGAGAGCUCGAUUGAAAUAAGUAAUGAUAUGAGAGUCGAUCCGGUCGAAGAUGCAAGACAAGAAGGCGAUGGAGAAGAAGGGGAAGGAAAAGAAGAAGGAAAUGAAGAAGAAGAUAACGAUGAAAGCGAUUCAACAAGUACUACUGUAUCAAUUAAAACAAUAGAUGAUAUUAAAACAUGUAAAUUGACAUUAGAUAAUAUAGUAAUGGGGCCACCAGCUGUUUGUCUGUAUCAAGCCCCAGGUUACAUUGAAAGAACAAUUGCCGAUGGACCUGACGACGAAGGGGACGAUUCUGUCUUUGAGAAUUCAAUAACCACUGAACCAGUUAGUCCGGCGGUUAUGACUAAACCACCAUCGGUAGCAGUAGUACCAGUAGAUAAACCAAUGCCACGUUGGCUUUCUGAAGAAGACGACACAGAUAAUCCCGAGGUUUGCGGUGGUAUGCAAGAACCACCAGCUACGCCAGUUGCCAAGGAUGAACUCGCUUUAAGACGACACAGGUUUUUCUCAGAUUUAAUGCACGCAACCAACAAUAACAGCGAGCAUAAAGUCAGAUUUGAUCCGUUGGGACCGAUGAUUCAUCCUGGAUACGAAAACGAUCGAGAAGAGCAUUUAGAACAGCUGGUAACUCGUUUAGAGAAGGUGACAAAAAGGCUCGAGAACGUGCCGUCGAAAUUUUUUACCGAAACCCAGGAGGUCGCUAUCCAGACUCACAUUUCAUUGCCAAAGCGCGUUGAGAGCGUCGACGUAUCGACAGGCCAAGAGUUUGACGAAGAACAAGACCAAGAAUUUCCAGAUCCUCCCGACUUUGGAGACGUGGAGGCAGAACUAGAAGUUGUCGAUCAAGAAUCACUUGAUUACACACUCAACAUCAUGUCCGUGUCUGGGUUCGAAGAUCUCGUCGCCGGACCGUUCGCCGAGUACUUGGCCAUAAGUCAAAAGAUCGGCGGUGACGUUGCCGCUCACAGCAAACUCGUCGAUGAAGCUUUCCGAAUUCAAAAGGAAUUUAUAAAAACAGCGGCCAGUCGUCCAGCGCCAUCGAGUCAGCCCGAACAAGUGUCACUUCUCGGUCCUACGUCAUCACAAAUUCAAUUGAUUCAGCAAUUCCGUGAGAACAAUCGGGGCUCCCAGUACUUCAAUCAUUUAUCGGCAAUCAGCGAGAGCAUUCCCGCACUAGGAUGGGUCGCCGUUACACCAACACCCGCUCCGUAUGUCAAAGAAAUGAAUGAUGCCGGUCAAUUUUACACCAAUCGUGUUUUGAAAGACUGGAAAGAAAAAGAUAAGAAUCACGUCGAAUGGUGCAAAGCCUGGGUCCAGACAUUAUCGGAGCUACAAAAGUACAUACGUCAGCAUCAUACAACUGGUUUGGUCUGGUCUAAAACAGGCAGUGUAUCAGCUCCAGUACCACCACCACCUGGUGGCAUGCCACCACCGCCACCUUGCAUGCCUGUCGGUGAUAUUUCAGCGUCUGCUGGUGGUGAUGACAGAAGUGCACUUUUUGCACAAAUUAAUCAAGGGGAAAAUAUUACUAAGUCGCUGAAAAAAGUAACAUCGGAAAUGCAAACGCAUAAAAAUUCAUCACUUCGAACUGGUCCAGCUCCAUUCAAAGCACCGGUCGUUAAUAAUUCCGGCUCGCCAAUGAAAUCUGUUCCUCCAGCAAACGCGCCUAUUGAUAAACCACCAGUAUUUAGUCGCGAUGGUAAAAAAUGGCUGAUCGAAUACCACAAAGGCAACAAAGACCUGGUGAUAGAGAACCCCGAGAUGAACAACGUCGUCUACAUGUACCGUUGCCAAGACAGUACUCUAAUAAUAAAAGGAAAGUUGAAUUCAAUCGUGAUGGACUCAUGCCGCAAAUCUUCAAUCGUCUUCGACUCACUCGUCUCCAGCAUCGAGUUCGUUAACUGUCAGAGCGUCCAGAUGCAGGUACUAGGAAAAGUGCCAACAAUUUCAAUUGACAAGACUGAUGGCUGUCAGAUGUAUUUGAAUCAAGAAUCACUUAAUGUUGAAUUGAUUACCAGUAAAUCUAGUGAAAUGAAUGUUAUGGUACCUAAGGGUAAUGGUGAUUAUACGGAGUAUCCAGUGCCAGAGCAAUUUAAAACGACUAUUAAUUCCAAAGGAUUGUCAACGAUAGCCGUUGACUCACUUGGAUAAAUUUAUAAUCCAUUUAAAAUUUUAAUUCGUCUCCUAAUCAUUAGACUCAUAAUUAAUUAAAAAAAUAAAAUAAAAUUAUACGACUAUA